Molecule: messenger RNA, 1254 nt
Organism: Trichoplax adhaerens
Lineage: Eukaryota; Metazoa; Placozoa; Uniplacotomia; Trichoplacea; Trichoplacidae
Exons: 9
Coding region: 1-1254 (417 amino acids)
Biological process (GO): sterol biosynthetic process
Cellular component (GO): nuclear inner membrane; endoplasmic reticulum membrane
Molecular function (GO): oxidoreductase activity, acting on the CH-CH group of donors, NAD or NADP as acceptor
Source: RefSeq, a predicted model, not a curated record
AUGGCUUCCCAGAAACAAGGUCAUGCUUAUGAAUUCGGUGGGCCCGUCGGUGCCGCUUUCUUAGUAGUUAUCUUACCAUUAAUAGUGUUAGGAAUCACUUGGCUAUCAAUGACAACAGAUUGGAAAAUUACCUUACCUCAAGAGCCACUACCAUCAAUAAGUGAUUUAUGGGAUUUAGACGCUCUAAAAUUGGUGUGUGUCUGGAACCUGCUUCAGGCACUUUUCUACCUCUCUCCCUUGGGCAAGACUGCGUUGGGCUUUCCACUCAAGGAUGGUAGCCGAUUAGCUUACUAUAUGAACGGAUUGCCUGCCUUCCUAUUAAGCUGUGUUGGGCUUGCUGUGUGUUAUCAUAAGAACCUGCUUCCUUUAACAUUCGCCUAUGAUCGAUUUAUACAAUUAGCUUUCGCAUCGUGGUUCUUUUCCCUAGUGUUAAGCAUAUACCUAUUCACUACAGCCAUAGCGAAAGGUACAGGCUAUUCUCAACCCGGAAAUUCAGGCAAUGUCAUAUAUGACUUUUUUAUGGGUCGUGAGUUAAACCCUCGCAUUGGCAACCUUGAUCUUAAAGUAUUCUACGAAAUGCGUCCAGGUUUAAUCGGUUGGAUCAUGAUUAAUUUUUGCAUGGCCGCAAAACAAUACGAAAAGCAUGGUAGUGUGACAACAUCGAUGCUCUUGGUUUGCUUCUUUGAAUUUUGGUAUAUAUUGGAUGCCUUAUGGUUUGAGGAAGCUAUACUGUCUAUAAUGGACAUUACUCAUGAAGGAUUUGGCUUCAUGUUGGCUUUUGGCGAUAUUGUGUGGGUUCCAUUUUUAUAUUCUUUACAAGCAAGAUAUCUUGUCGAUCAUCCGGUCGAUCUACCAUUAUGGGCUAUCGCAGGAAUUCUUAUUUUACAAACUGCUGGUUACAUUAUCUUUCGUAGAUCUAACAGUACGAAGAAUGAAUUUAGACGCGAUCCUAAUAGCCCAGCAUCGAAACGCCUUGAAACCUUGACUACCGAUAAUGGUAAGAAAUUAAUUAUUUCUGGUUGGUGGGGAAUGUGUCGUCAUCCUAAUUAUCUUGGAGAUCUAAUGAUGGCAUUAGCAUGGUGUCUUCCGUGCGGUUUUGGUAGUAUUCUACCCUAUUAUUAUAUUAUCUAUUUCACUAUCCUUCUUAUACAUCGUGAAAGACGUGAUUCUGAAAAUUGCCAGCAUAAGCAUGGUAAAGGCUGGGAUAAAUACUGUAAAAUAGUAAAAUAUCGCAUCUUUCCAGGUAUCUAUUAA